Closterium sp. Naga37s-1 is the source of this 2880-nucleotide messenger RNA. The record is from the annotation of a GenBank genome assembly. NCBI's taxonomy places the organism in Eukaryota, Viridiplantae, Streptophyta, Zygnematophyceae, Desmidiales, Closteriaceae.
AUGACAGAGCUACUGUCUGAGACCUCCCCAGCCUUGCUGUGGACGGGGAAGGUUGGCGAUGCGUCUGCGUUCCGUGUCUGGGGAUCUCGGGCGUUUGUCCGCGACUUGUCUGCGGACAAGCUGUCCCCUCGUGCUGCUCCUUGCGUCUUCCUUGGCUUCCCCCCUGACGCGCCAGGGUGGCAGUUCUACCACCCCACCUCUCGCCGUGUUCUGUCCUCCCAGGACGUCACGUUUGACGAGUCGGUCCCCUACUACCGCCUCUUCCCCUACCGCACUCCGUCCCUCCCCCCGCCACCGCUCUUCCUUGUACCAGGUCCCCCCCCGGUAGACCCCCUCCCCCCUCAGGGUCCUGCCCCUUCAGGUGUGUCCCAGGUAGACGCAGUCGAGCCUGUCGAGGUUACUGGUGACUCUGGUGCUGCUGAGGGUGCUGAGCCUGGGGGUGCUGACUCUGGGGGUGCUGAGCGUGUGGGUGCUACGCCUGGGGGUGCUGAGCCGGAGGGUGCUACUACUGGGGGUCCUGAGCCUGGGGGUGCUGAGCCUGGGGGUGCUACGCCUGGGGGUGCUGAGCCUGGGGGUGCGGAGCCUGAGGGAGCUGGGCCUGCUCGUGUGGCGUCUGGCGGUGCUGAGCCUGGAGGUUCUCCGGGUGCUUCGUCUCGGCGGGAGCCACUCUCUCCACAGGAGCUGCGCGAGUGGUUUGCCCGGCGCUGGAGGCAUGCUGCUGGAGCUGGAGGUUCUUCGGCUGCUGAGGGUGCUGGUGCCGUGGGUCCCGGAGGUGCUCGUACUGGGAGUACUGGAGCUGCUGGGCCUGCGGGUACGACUGGAGCUGGAGCUGCUGAGGGUGUUGGCGCUGAGGCUACUACUGUCGGUCCUGGAGGCGGUCCUGCUGGGGGUACUACUGGUGCGGCUGGAGGUCCUGGAGCUGGAGGUGCUGCUGGCGCUGGUGCUGCCGCUGGGGGUACUGGUGCUGUCCCUGCUGUGUCUGGAGUCGCCGCGCGGCCUCGGCCGUACUUCGUUCCGCUCCUUCAGCAGGUUCUUGGUCUCCCGCCUUCUACUGGUCCUCCUCCUCCCUUAGAGUGUCCACAGCCUGUCCCGUCACAGUUCCAGUUACAGCCGGCCUCCCCACUGCCCGCUCCCUCUCCCUACACUGGUCCUACUGGAGGUCUUGCUGAGCGUCGUGAGCCUGCGUCCCGCCCUGCGUCGCCUGUCCGUGCUGCUCGCACUAGUGGUCGUGGUUCGCGUCAGCGUCCUCCUCCUGUCCCUGGCACACACCGGAUGUCUCUGCGUCCGUCCACUGCUCCUCUGCGUGCCCCUUUGCCGUCUCCUCCUGAGUCCUCUCUUCCUGCUCUUCCCGACCCGGAGUCGGACUCUCUUCGUGCUGCCAGUCCUACUGUCACGCGUCUCCUUGCUACUGUUGUCACUGACCCUUCCUUUGAGUCCACUGCUGCGUCUGCCCUAGUUACUGAGCUCGUCGACUUUGCUGCUCGCUGUCGUCUAGACUACGCUGCUAGUCUUGUUGCUGAGUCUGUCUGUCCUCCGUCCGUCGGGGGUGAGUGUGCCCUUGGCACGGACGUCCUUGAGGACAGGCAAGAGGAGUUCCAGUGUUUGGCUGCUGCUUCACCUCAUCUCGUGUCCGUACUGCUUACCCCUGAGGGAGACCCGGAUGCACUUGACAUCCCGACUCCGCGCUCUUACGCGGAGGCGAUAGAGGGUCCCUACUCCUCUCAGUGGCAGGCAGCUAUGGACGCAGAGAUGGCUUCCUGGAAGUCCACAGGCACCUACGUCGACGAGGUUCCCCCGCCUGGGGCGAACAUCGUCAGUGGCAUGUGGAUUUUCAGGGUGAAGCGGCCGCCGGGUUCUCCGCCUGUCUUCAAGGCGCGUUACGUGGCUCGUGGCUUUAGUCAGCGGCAGGGAGUUGACUACUUUCAGACCUUCUCUCCCACCCCGAAGAUGACCACUCUUCGGGUACUGCUGCACGUAGCUGCUCACCGCGACUACGAGCUGCACUCUCUUGACUUCAGCACUGCUUUCUUGCAGGGUAGCCUGCACGAGGAGAUCUGGCUGCGUCGCCCACCUGGCUUCACUGGGUCUUUUCCUCCUGGCACCCAGUGGAGCCUCCGGCGGCCAGUCUACGGUCUCCGCCAGGCACCGCGUGAGUGGCACGACACACUGAGGACUACACUUGCGGCUCUUGGGUUUGCUCCCUCUACUGCCGACCCGUCGCUGUUUCUGCGCACCGACACUUCUUUGCCGCCGUUCUACAUCCUCGUGUACGUCGACGACUUGGUCUUUGCCACAGCUGACACUGCUGGACUCGCCCACGUGAAGUCCGAGCUGCAGAAGAGACACACGUGCACAGACCUGGGUGAACUGCGCAGCUACCUUGGCUUGCAGAUCACCCGGGACAGAGCACGCCGCACCAUUACCCUGACUCAGUCACACAUGGUGCAGCAGGUCCUUCAGCGCUUCGGCUUCACGUACUCCUCGCCUCAGGCCACUCCUCUGCCUACUCGCCACUCGCUCUCAGCUCUGCCUUCGGAUGAGUCCGUAGAGUCGAGUGGCCCGUACCCAGAGCUUGUUGGCUGCCUCAUGUACCUGAUGACCUGCACACGACCUGACCUUGCAUACCCUCUUAGCAUUCUCGCACGCUAUGUUGCUCCUGGGAGACACAGACCGGAGCACAUGGCUGCAGCGAAGAGGGUGUUGCGCUACUUGUGCAGUACGUCGGGCAUGGGGCUUGUGCUUGGAGGGCAGAGUCCAGUGGUCCUCACUGGGCACGCAGACGCUUCUUGGGCUGACGACCAGGCUACACAGCGGUCGUCACAGGGUUACACCUUCAGCCUUGGUUCCGGAGCUUCGCUGGCUCACCUACCUGCUGACUGA